Messenger RNA from Penicillium riverlandense, 849 nucleotides. RefSeq lists its product as uncharacterized. The record is from RefSeq and is a predicted model, not a curated record. Bases 1 to 849 code for a protein of 282 amino acids. The transcript has a single exon. NCBI's taxonomy places the organism in Eukaryota, Fungi, Ascomycota, Eurotiomycetes, Eurotiales, Aspergillaceae.
AUGAAAGCCUUCUAUUUUCUUGCCCCGUUUCUUGUCCUGGCUACUGCCGAAGUCUCUUUCCAAGGAGAAAAAUCAUUACCGGAAGAAGCGUUCGAAACUCAUAUUUUCUCUGAACGUGCUGGCUCUCCCAGCGUGAGCUUCGACGAAUAUGUUGCCAAGGGCAGGCGUCGUUGGGCCGAGUUCCAGUCCGUCUUAGCUGAUCCUAAUGCCAUCGAUGUUGCCACCAUCGACGUGACAAAGAACUGGGUAGUUGGCCAACCUGGCCCGAUUACAGUUUCCGAUGAUACCGAGUAUGCCCUGAAACAAGCUGGAGUCAAUGUGGCUCGCAAUGCAUUUGCUAAGGUCAUGGUCCGCCUCCGAACAAAUAAUCAGAUCUUUUACGAGAACUACGUCGCACCCCAAGUCGGAACACUAAUCGCGGCAAACAACUAUGGGCGGGCGACGAAUCCGCAAACUGGUCUUAUGGAUACUGCCCCGGAUAAAUGGUCUGCAGUGAUGUGGGUUGUUUGGCAGGCGGCCUGUGGGCAUCUUAAAAUUGAUCCCUCUACGCUCUCAUAUGUUUUCCAAGAUGAAAUUAUCAACACUGAAACGAACUCGACUCUAGCCACCGCGGCUGCAGAUAGGAUGGGAGAAGAUGCCGCAGGAAACCCAUUAAUCACCACUUGGACCCCAGAUGAUGAUGCGUUUUAUGCCGCCCUUGCAACCCCCAAUGGGAUAGGGACCUUAUUUUUCCUGAAAGACUAUUCUAUUGCGUUAGACCGACAGACUAUCAAAAGUAUCUCGGUCUUCUACGAGCCUGAGCCGCAAUGGUUCACUAUGUGGUUCGAACUGGAGGAUUCCUGUUAUUGA